UGGAGUGAUCGCUCGCUCUGCCAGUCGACACAACGAAAGGCAGCGCUUUGCAGAGAGGCCACCAGGCUGCUAAAAGUACCUGUUUCUAGGCCGUACCAAUCGACGAGCGUGUGUGUUGUUCUCUAAGUCAGUCAGUUGGCAAGUUGGGCGGGCAGGCCGGCCGACCAACAGUCAGGCAGUUAGUCUGCCAGCUAUAGGCGAGCGACUGGGCAUAGGGUCGCCCAACUCCAAAACAACUUUUGAACGUGCGGAAUUCUGACUUUGGAGUGUGUUCCCGUGUGCCUCCAAUGAAGAGCUCCAGCGGUUUGACGAGGAUAGAUGUGCUAGUGUGUUGUUCCGAGCGCUGUCAUUCUCGUCUGUCAGAAUGAGGACUUGCAUACGACGCCACUCCGCCGGCCGAACAUCCAGCUGAGGCCGAUUCACUUGUUCAAUGCAGGGUGCACUUGCGAUCACUUGAACCGAGAUGUCUCUUGGAUUCUUCCCUGUUCUCAUCAUUGUUUCUGCUUUCUCGAUAGCUGCCGUCGGAGUUGGUGUCAUAGCAGUGUUGUUUUGGCUGAAGAAACAUCAGUUCCCAGAGACCAUUCCCGCAACAAUAACCAUGUGCUCGAGCAAUAACGCGAGCAGCCUUACAUGGGACAGCAUUGCUGUGUAUCGAUCGGAGGGCGGCGAGUACGAUAAUCGAACGUUCGAUCGUGGCGCCAUUCAGGUUGCCACCACAAUAGUCGAGGAGGACGAUCAUCACGUGUACUCCGAGAUAAGGCCCAGGACGGCAAGUUCCGUGACAGCCACGAGUUUCAAAGAUGUCAAUCCGGUGACGAUCGAUAUUUCUGAUGUACUAUCCCCGAAAGACACCGUCAAGGUUUUCGAGAAUGAAGGAGAUCUCAGCAUGGCCUCGCUAAGCACACUGGUAUCAGAUUGUGCCAGUGAUGCCUCCGUAGUCUUAUCGCCACUACGACUCACACUGCCCGCCACGAAGGAAGUCACCGAAGAACUCUUCAUAUAAACGCGCAAUGUAUCAUCCAAAUAAGGGAGCUGUCCAUUGAUUGUGCAUAAGCUGAUGACGUGGACUAUUGUAAGAAAACAUGUGCAAUAAAAUUAUAU
Molecule: messenger RNA, 1101 nt
Organism: Galendromus occidentalis (western predatory mite)
Lineage: Eukaryota; Metazoa; Arthropoda; Arachnida; Mesostigmata; Phytoseiidae
Exons: 6
Coding region: 464-1003 (179 amino acids)
Source: RefSeq, a predicted model, not a curated record